Messenger RNA from Epinephelus lanceolatus (giant grouper), 900 nucleotides. RefSeq lists its product as uncharacterized. The record is from RefSeq and is a predicted model, not a curated record. NCBI's taxonomy places the organism in Eukaryota, Metazoa, Chordata, Actinopteri, Perciformes, Serranidae.
GGUGUCUCCACAGCGACUGAGUCGAGCUGUUUGAGUCACAUGGCCUCGGGUUUCUAUUGAGAGCAGUAAGAAGAGGCUUGAAGCUCAAUCUUUAGUGCAUGUUUUGGAAGCCAAUGGCAGCAGCAUGAGUGGAGCCCAACUGGACGGAGCAAUGACGGCAGACAGCCUCCAUCUGAACGAGACGGCAGCUCUGGGGCUACAUGACCAGGAGAUCAACACAGCUCUGUUUGAGUUCAAAGUGUUUAACAUUGUCCUCAUCACCCUGGCCUUGUGUGUUCUCACUGUCACUGGCCUGUACUGCAUCACUGUCUGCUACAACCGCACCAGGCAGUCAAAGAGAGCCCAUGUGUAUGAGAGUGCAGUGACCCGAGGCGAGGCGGCUGACCCCGUGGCUGUCAAAGCAGUGAAGCGCUCCACCAGCUUCAUCAACCCUCUUGCCUUCUUCAGGAAACCUGAGGCAGCAAAGGACAAUUCCAGGAUCUACUACAUCUACAGCAACCCGCUGCCUGUAGGACUGAAGGAGGAAGAGGAGGAGGGGGGGACUAAAACCCUGCAGGGACCAGCGGAGGGGCAAACUGCACUGACACUGCCAUUGUCGUUUCAAGAGUACGCCAACGAUCCCAACAGCGGUGUCACCUUGGAUCCUCCGAUUUUUUACAUGCAGCUUUAGAGGGUGGAGAGUUAUGGUGUGGGGGUGGGGGGACUGUUAUGAACUGGAUAAGCGAGACACUAGAAUCUGAAAGGUCUGAAGCUGGACCCCUGAGACCGUGUCUGUCAAAGGUUGUUACAAUGUACAGGCCAUUAAAGGGACACUCAACAUUCUCACUGCAACCUCAUCACAUAUUGACAUUUAUGUCAAGUUCUACCUGUUACAUACAUUGUCCUCUUUCAAAACAGACU